CUGAGUUUUGAAUCUGAAACUUGUUGCAAAGUAGAAGGCCUUAUUUACAGGGUUAAUACUCUAUUUUUUAUUACAAUAAUCAUAAAAGAAUUUAAAAGCGCCAGUGUCCAUUGUUUAAAGAUUUUCCAGAUAGUGUGUUUAAUCAUAAAAGUAACUUUACUCCUGAAUUAAACCAUGGCUGACACAAGUACAAAUAAAGAAGCACCAGUGGCAAAAGUGCCUAUGAUAUAUGUUUGUGGAGAAUGCCACAGGGAAAAUGAGAUCAAACCUAGAGAUCCAAUCAGAUGCAGAGAAUGUGGUUACCGCAUUAUGUACAAGAAGAGAACAAAGAGAUUGGUUGUGUUCGACGCCCGAUGAGAAGAAAAUAAAAAAAUAUAUAUUUAAUUUUACAUUUACUUUAAUCUAUUCAUUAUAAAAUAUCUAUAUAAUGUAUAGUAUGUAUAGUAAACAAUAAAUGGGCAAAUAUUUGA
This is a messenger RNA of Pararge aegeria (speckled wood butterfly), 470 nucleotides long. It is a transcript of the gene Rpb12, whose product is annotated as DNA-directed RNA polymerases I, II, and III subunit RPABC4. The record is from RefSeq and is a predicted model, not a curated record. Gene Ontology annotation, molecular function: DNA-directed RNA polymerase activity; zinc ion binding; DNA binding. The transcript has 4 exons. The coding region runs from base 175 to 357 and encodes 60 amino acids. Gene Ontology annotation, cellular component: RNA polymerase I complex; RNA polymerase III complex; RNA polymerase II, core complex. Lineage: Eukaryota; Metazoa; Arthropoda; Insecta; Lepidoptera; Nymphalidae. Gene Ontology annotation, biological process: DNA-templated transcription.